This is a messenger RNA of Ogataea angusta, 1908 nucleotides long. RefSeq lists its product as uncharacterized. Gene Ontology annotation, cellular component: nucleolus. Gene Ontology annotation, molecular function: GTP binding; GTPase activity; RNA binding. Lineage: Eukaryota; Fungi; Ascomycota; Pichiomycetes; Pichiales; Pichiaceae. Gene Ontology annotation, biological process: ribosomal large subunit biogenesis. The coding region runs from base 1 to 1908 and encodes 635 amino acids. The record is from RefSeq and is a predicted model, not a curated record. The transcript has a single exon.
AUGCAACUCACCUGGAAAGACAUUCCAGCGGUCCCCACGUCCAACGACAUGUUGGACAUUGUCCUGAACAGGACUCAAAGAAAGACGCCGACCGUGAUCCGUCCAGGAUUCAAGAUUCAGCGUAUCCGUGCGUUCUACAUGCGUAAGGUCAAAUUUACGGCUGAAGGGUUCACAGAGAAAUUUGAGGAUGUGUUGAAAGGAUUUCCAAACAUCAACGACGUCCAUCCGUUUCACAGAGACCUGAUGGACACCUUGUACGAGAAAAAUCACUACAAGAUCUCUCUGGCAGCUGUUUCCCGUGCCAAGACGCUGAUCGAGCAGGUUUCCAGGGACUACGUGCGACUGCUGAAGUUUGGCCAGUCUCUUUUCCAGUGCAAGCAGCUCAAGCGUGCUGCUCUGGGACGGAUGGCCACAAUUGUCAAAAAGCUGAAAGAUCCGUUUGCGUAUCUUGAGCAAGUGAGACAGCAUUUAGGCCGUCUGCCGUCGAUCGACCCAAACACCAGAACGCUGCUUAUCUGCGGAUACCCCAACGUUGGUAAGUCCAGUUUCCUCAAAUGCAUCACCAAGGCCGACGUCGAGGUCCAGCCGUACGCGUUCACCACCAAGUCGCUGUACGUGGGCCAUUUCGACUACAAGUACCUGCGGUUCCAGGCCAUCGACACCCCUGGUAUUCUGGACCGUCCGACAGAGGAAAUGAACAACAUCGAGAUGCAGAGUAUCUACGCCAUUGCGCACCUGAGAUCGUGUGUUUUGUACUUUAUGGACCUGUCUGAGCAGUGUGGUUUCAGCAUUGAGGCACAGGUCAAGCUGUUCCACUCGAUCAAGCCUCUGUUUGCCAACAAGUCUGUGCUUGUUGUUGUGAACAAGACCGACAUUAUCCGGAUCGAGGACCUCGAGGAAAGCCAGGCGCAGCUGGUGCAGAGCGUGAUGGACGUUCCGGGCGUCGAGCUGAUGCAGACGUCGUGCUACCAGGAGGAAAACGUGAUGGAGGUGAGAAACAAGGCCUGUGAGAAGCUGCUCACGUCGAGAAUCGAGCAGAAGCUCAAGGGCACUGCGAGAGUGACAAACGUGCUCAACAAGAUCCACGUUGCGAGACCGCAGGCCAGAGACGACGUCGAGCGCGUGCCGUUCAUCCCCGACGAGGCAAAGAGGCUCGACCGGUACGACCCAAUGGACCCAAACAGACGGAAGCUGGCACGUGACAUCGAGGCCGAAAACGGCGGUGCUGGUGUGUUCAACAUCAACCUGAAGGAGAAGUAUCUUCUGGAGGACGAGGAGUGGAAGAACGACGUGAUGCCCGAGAUUCUGGACGGCCGCAACGUGUACGAUUUCCUGGAUCCCGAGAUCAGUGCCAAACUGCAGGCUCUGGAGGAAGAAGAGGAGAGACUGGAGCAGGAAGGAUUUUACGACUCUGACGACGAGAUCGAGGACGACGAGGUGGCCGAGCUGCGGGAGAAGGCCGAGUGGAUCAGAAACAAGCAGAAGCAGAUGAUCCAGGCUGCGCGGUCGCGCAAGGCGCUCAACAACAAAUCGAUCAUGCCGCGGAGCAAAAUCACCAAGAGCUACUCUGAGCUGGAGAACCACAUGUAUCACGUGGGCCACGAUGUGAGCAAGCUGAGAGAGAAGCGCGAGAAGGCCGGCGGAGCCAGAGAACUGACGGGCUCGGACUAUGUGCGUGCGCUGGAUGAGGACAGAAAGGCACCGGCUCCUGCCAACCAGAGUGACAGACUGAACAGCGGGCUGAGCGACGGAGCUCUGCGCAGCAAGGCAGAGAGAAUGGCCAAGGCAGAGAGAAGAGAGAGAAACAGACAGGCGCGGGCCGGAGAGGCCGACCGCAGAGAGGUGGCCAUGAUGCCUAAGCACCUGAUGAGCGGAAAGAGAGGAGUUGGAAAGACCGACAGAAGAUGA